UCUAUUGCCAUUCCACAUGUAAACACACAAUCGCCUGUUUGAGUCCUGUUACUGAAAAUCUUUCCGUGAAUUUAGACGAGGAUGCAUAUUUUUUAUUUAUGCUAUCAUAUUUUGUGUCAAAACAAUAACAAAUAGUUACGUGACAUAUAAUUUUUUUUCUAGAAUAGGAUAGUCAUUAUGGCUUUUGCAACAAACUAAUUAGUAUAAAGUUAAAUGUUCUGAAAAGAGUUUUAAAAUAUUUAAGUUGUUACGGAACUGUUGGAAAGACGCUGUUUAUGCAUAAAGGAUGAUACAAAUCGUCACAUUAGCUUCAUAUCGUUCACCUCUGUCAGGACGGUGAUGCUUAUAAAAAGUGGUACGUGGAGAAAACCAUUGUGACGGAUUCUCUCUAACACCUGUUUCGGAUUUUACCCGUGUUUUUCGCCUUUUUCGAAACGUUUGGAGAAAAGACAAUGGAAGGCGUGCGUCCAAUCCUACUUUGCGUGAUAGUAAUACUACACACGUUACCUGUUAAAAUGUCCACUUACCAGGAUUUUCUUGACCUUGGAGAUGAUAUUGAUGGAUAUUCAAAUCUAAGCAGCAAUGAUGAGGAGUUAGAGAACGCCAGAAGAAAGGCCGUUGAUCCACAGGGCAGUUGGCUGUCUUUUAUAGAGCAUUCUAAACGACUUCCAGACGGCAAACAAUCAGGUCGGAAAAGGAAGCACAAACGAAACAAUAGACUGCGUUCUCCACCAGGGCCUAUGGGACCACCGGGUCCCCAGGGGCCUCGAGGGAUCCCGGGUCCCCCGGGGGCUAUUAUAACCCAAGAGGAAAUGAUGAGACAGUUUCGAGCAAUGGUAAAAGAGGCUGCAGAAAAACGAGCAGAGGAGUUGGUCAAUGAAAAGUGCAGCGCAUGUCAGGAAGUUGUAAACGGAAGUAGAAUCCGAAUUCCACAGGACGAAGCGGAAGUCUUAUCUCAUAUUCCCCGGAUAUCCGUCGGCUUCCACAUGCGGCUACGGAGAAACAUUGUUGUGUCGGGGAAAACAUUUAUGGAGCUUAAAACGUUUCAUCAGCCUUUUGCAGGUGGGGCGUUCCAUAGAGGUGACACGUUUAACGCUCGAAGUGGUCGGUUUGCUGCACCUACAGACGGAAUUUACCAGUUUUCUCUGAAUCUUCAUAUUAGGGCUAAAAAGAAGAAUCGACGAAACAGUCUGAAAAAACGAGAUACGAUCAACACCCAAGUCUGCAUAGAUAGUUUAUGUCAAAAUUUUGCGUCAUUGAAACACUAUACUGGUUUAGAAAGUAACAGUAGGGUUUUUACAGUGAGCUUCACAGGAUUUUUGGAACUAAAGGUCGGUCAAUACGCCUCUGUAUACGUUGAUAACGCUUCCAAUAUAAACGCUGUAGUACAGAGUGGGUCGGAUUUCACAGGUUUAUUAAUUGGAUCGUGAUUCGUUGGUUGUGUGUAUGACGUCAUGAUAUCACAUAUCACGAGUGAUCAACGGUGACGUCAAAAUAAGUAUGGCUUGUUACAAGAGACAAUAUGACGUCAUAGCAUCAAAAUAAGUAUGGCUUGUUACAAGAGACAGUAUGACGUCAUAGCAUCAAAAUAAGUUUGGUUUGUUACAAGAGACAGUAUGACGUCAUCGCAUCAAAAUAAGUAUGGCUAGUGACAAGAUGCAGUAUGACGUAAUAUUAUCAAAAUAAGUAUGGUUUAUUACGAGAGCCAUAGUGACGUCAUCGCAUCAAAAGAAAUAUGGCUUGUUACAAGAGACAUAAUGGCGUCAUAUCAUCAACACAGGUAUGGCUUAUUACGAGAUGCAGUAUGACGUCAUCGCAUCAAAAUAAGUAUGGCUUGUUACGAGAGUCAGUUUGAUGUCCAAUCAACUUGUUUUAACAGAAUGACGUAUUGUUAUACGGGACGACAUAACGUCAUGCUACUACCGUCUGGUUCAUAGUUCAUAGUUCAUAGUUCAACCAAAUAGAGUGUGUAGCAUGCUUACCUGUUAAACAUGUACCAGACUCAGGGGUGCAUGUAGUGUUAUGAUAAUUUAUCGGUAGAAAUCAUGCAAAAAAGUGACCUCAUACAUGUAGUAAUGAGCAAAUGUGACGUCAUGAUAUUACAAUGUACGAUGAAAGGUGCACGACCAAAAAGGAAUUCGUGUUACAUGUGCGACGCAGUGACGUCAUCAAUGUAGUUUUAUAAUAUGUAUAUAUGCUACGGGGAACAAAACGAUAUUGGAAAAUGAUCGUCAACGACGUCAUCAUACAGUAGGUUUUGAAAAAUAAUGAUGAUAUCAAACUUUUAAAAAAUGAUGUCAUGUAACAUAUACAUGUGUAGCAAUUUACGUCAUACAGCAUGCAUGACGUCAUGUGAAUAUCGUUCGCUCAGGUGUACAGACGUUUUGUUUAGAAAACUGUGACGCAGUUUAUAACGUAGACAAUCAAAAACUUGUAUAUUUAUGUAUAUAUAUCGAUAUGGGUGUGUGAGAAUAUUGUGAGGCAGCUCAACAAAAGUUGAUAGUGUACAUCUGUGUUAUGUUAAUGUGAUGUCUAUAGAGCGAUGGCUCAAAGACCUUUGUUAAUACAUGUUUGUACUGUAAUUUAUCAAACGUUUGUAAACACAUUUUUGCGAUUGUACUCUGGCGAAUUUUUCGUGAAUCUUGAACAAUCUGAUGACAAAAUAUGAUAUUAUAUAUGACAUUUGUCUUGUGAGAUUGGAUUUAAAAUGUUAAAUGUUAUUCUGGUGAAUAAAUAUAAAAAUUGUCAGGUCACGAAAUGUUCUGCUUUAACAAACGGCGUCGGAUUAACUUACCAAUGUACAACAUUGUUAUACAAUUACUUUGACUAAACCCCACUAUAUUGAAUCAUUAGACUUGACGUCCCACCCAUUGUUUCUAAGAUCAAAGUCAAACAUGUGUGAUAUAAUUAAUCAUGAAAACAGAAACAAUGAAGUUAUGCAAUUGUAUCAAGAUUUGUAAUGAUAAUUUAAUUCGGAAAAAACCCCGCUACAUGUAUUGUGCCAAUAUUCAAAAUAAAGGGACAUAACUCUUAUUAGUUGGUACUUCUGGUGAGUGAAACUUCGCUAGAUAAUAUCAAACCGUCAUUCACGUACGUGGAGUUUGUGAAAAAAUCAGAUAGGCUCAGAGUUUGAUUUCCCCUCUGAAUCUGUAUCACUAUUGUUAUUAUUAUUUGAGCUAAAUAUCUUACUGCAAGUGUAACAGUUAUUCAAAGUCAAUUUUCAUUUCUGGAGAGUAACACGGACAUUCCUAUGUCUAUCCUCAUUGGACAUUUGAUAUCAGGAAAUACAUAAAAUGUAUCUGUUUCGAUAAUCUUUAUUGGUUUCGGCUUUCGUGUGAUUUUGUGAAAUAAAACAAAACAAACCAAAUGUAUAGAUUGUCGUUUUCGUUACAAAAUUUUUAAUGUGCUCAAUGUGGAGGUAUUUUAUAAUACUUAUUAUAUUUUACACAUCUCCCUUAUACGCCGUAGAAUCAAGCUCCGUCCUGUAUCACAUAUGUUUUAUAACAUCAACUCGCCACUGAACUUUGAAUGAUAGGAAUUAUAUUGUAUGUGUUUUAUGGAUAACUACUCUAAACACUGCUGCAAUGAAUCAUGGGGACUUGGCAUAAGUUUCUAAACCAACGGUCCGUACCAUAUGUGUUAAGGAACAGACCGUGGACCCCGGACCUCAUGUAUCAAUGGUCUGUGUAAAUGGACCACUGGACAAUCCUACAUUUUUUUUAAGAAACGUCUGUCGUGUCUGUGGUUAAAAACUGAAACAACGUGCAUAAUAUUGUCUAAUGGGUCGUCAUUAAGUAAAAGUACAUAUAUAAGCAAGAGGGGAUAACAUGGCAUCUUACCAUAAUUCAUAGUAUUUAUUCAAAUAUUCAUUAAAGGUACAAUAUAAAGAACAUUAUUUUAUCAUGAAAUCCAUUUCAUAUGCUGGUCAUGAUUAAUUUUUCGUGAGUGUAUACUGUAUGUAAUGUUCCCUGGUUAAGUGCCUUGAAAAUGUACAUAAUCCUACAAGUCAUUGAAUUUUUGUGAAUAUUAUUAUUUAGAUUUUUUUUUCGAAUUCGAUCAUGCAGUAAACCGUUAAUUCGCAGGAUGUUUGUGCGUGCGUGAAUGUGGGCGUGUCAUGAGCGCAGUAGAACUUAAAUAUUUGUCUCGUGCAAAGAAAUUAUUUUCCAGUAAACCAUAAAUAUUUCUGUCAAAUGAAAACUAUUUUUAUGAAGUAAUUACAUGUAGUAAAUAUUUAUGUCUCGCGAAAAUUGAUUGGUUCGCAGUAAGACAUCUAUGUAACACGAAAACUUAAUUAAGUAAAUAGCUUUGUGUAUCACGAAAAUUAACUCAUUUGCAGUAGGAUGUGAUUACUUGUGUCUCCCGAAGAUUACUCAUUGAUUUGCGGUAAGGCGUGUGGCGGUAAGGCGUGUGUUGUGUACUCAGGAGUUUUGUAAAUAUCUUAUAUUGCAGACUGGAUUUAGUCAGUAAAUGAUAAUAAAUAUGUAAUAUAUACUGAAGUGGUUUCUUCUUUUCAUGAAAUGUGAUAGCACUUCUUCAAAUAAAUAUGUAUGUGAUAAA
Molecule: messenger RNA, 4557 nt
Organism: Pecten maximus
Lineage: Eukaryota; Metazoa; Mollusca; Bivalvia; Pectinida; Pectinidae
Product: adipolin-like
Exons: 8
Coding region: 453-1430 (325 amino acids)
Molecular function (GO): hormone activity
Source: RefSeq, a predicted model, not a curated record